CAAAAGUUCUCAGAGUGUGACAAUUCAUACUUCCAUCAAUGGAUACACUUUCCAGUCUUUCAAAUGCUUUAGGAAUGCUCCUCAUCACUUUUCUUAUGGUUGAAACCUUCAUGGUUGCUUCAGCUGGCAACUUUAACAAGGAUGUUGAUAUAACAUGGGGAGAUAGUCGUGGAAAAAUUCUCAACAAUGGCCAGCUUCUUACUCUUUCCCUUGAUAAAGCUUCUGGUUCAGGCUUCCAGUCCAGGAAUGAAUAUUUGUAUGGGAAGUUCGAUAUGCAACUGAAACUUGUGCCUGGCAACUCUGCAGGGACUGUCACUGCCUACUACUUAAAAUCUCAAGGUUCGUCUUGGGAUGAGAUAGAUUUUGAAUUCUUGGGGAACCUAAGUGGUGAUCCUUAUGUCGUUCACACUAAUGUUUAUACGAAAGGGAAAGGUGGGAGAGAGCAACAAUUCUACCUCUGGUUCGACCCAACUGCCGAUUUUCACACUUACUCGAUUCUCUGGAAUCCUGGACACGUUAUUUUCUAUGUAGAUGGUAGACCAAUUAGAGAGUUCAAAAACCUGGAAUCAGUUGGUAUUCCAUACCCAAAAAACCAACCCAUGAGAAUGUAUUGUAGCCUCUGGAAUGCUGAUGACUGGGCCACUAGAGGAGGUCUAGUCAAGACUGAUUGGAGCCAGGCACCUUUCACAGCUUCUUUCAGGAACUUCACUGCGAAUGCUUGUGUCUUGUCUAAUGGAGUCUCUUCCUGCAGUUCAAAUGCAUCUUCUAACAAUGCCUGGUUUUCACAAGAACUAGAUUCUUCUAGUCAGAAAGUGCUAAAAUGGGUGCAAAAGAACUACAUGGUUUACAAUUAUUGCAAAGACGCAAAACGAUUCCCUGAGGGCCUACCUGUUGAAUGCACUGUCAGAAACAGAAAACAGAUUAAGAUCUAAGUACUUUCGAGAAGGCAAUUUCGUAGUAUAAUUCUUUAACGAAUGGCAAAGUCGAUAAGAUGGUUGUUUCGGAUAAUUAUUUGUAUGAUCAUUUUACAUAAAUAAAAUUUAAAAGUAAUGCAGCUUUCA
Molecule: messenger RNA, 1061 nt
Organism: Gossypium raimondii (Peruvian cotton)
Lineage: Eukaryota; Viridiplantae; Streptophyta; Magnoliopsida; Malvales; Malvaceae
Product: probable xyloglucan endotransglucosylase/hydrolase protein 23
Exons: 3
Coding region: 39-932 (297 amino acids)
Biological process (GO): cell wall biogenesis; xyloglucan metabolic process
Cellular component (GO): apoplast; cell wall
Molecular function (GO): xyloglucan:xyloglucosyl transferase activity; hydrolase activity, hydrolyzing O-glycosyl compounds
Source: RefSeq, a predicted model, not a curated record